AUAUUUUCUUUGUCAAAGAUCCUUAGAAAACUUUUAUUCAUUUUGAUAUAUCAUAUUCAAUCCUCCAAAAUUAUCAACAAACAAGCAAUCCAUUUCAUAUGUCCAAUUUAGUUACGUGUUACUAAAAAACAGUUUAACUCGAAUUCCAUUUUAUUCAAACCUGAUUCUCCUAUAUAUCCACAAAUAUGAAGUUGGUGGUUCUCUUCUCGUUCUUGCUCAUGUUUUCAUUGUGUUCUUCAGGGUUUAAGGAGGACCUUGGUGCUAUUCAUAUCGAUCAAUAUUCCUCAGACAAGAUUAAAAAUAGUAUUGAGAAUCUGAUGGACUAUCCUGGUCCCAACGAACCUGGACGACGUUAUCCUGGACGUCCACAUGGACCACAUGCCCCGCGUCCUAGGAUGAAGAAGAAGAACCCAUAGUGGAGAACAAAAUAUGUAAUAUAUAUUGAUGAUGCAACAUUCUAUAAUAUAGUGGAGAAAAAUAUAUGUAAUAUUGGUUCAAUCCAUCCUUAUAAUCAUCAAUAAAUUCUAACUAGUUAAUA
Messenger RNA from Arabidopsis thaliana (thale cress), 538 nucleotides. RefSeq lists its product as uncharacterized. The transcript has 3 exons. The record is from RefSeq and is marked reviewed. The coding region runs from base 186 to 416 and encodes 76 amino acids. NCBI's taxonomy places the organism in Eukaryota, Viridiplantae, Streptophyta, Magnoliopsida, Brassicales, Brassicaceae.